Molecule: messenger RNA, 1083 nt
Organism: Cantharellus anzutake
Lineage: Eukaryota; Fungi; Basidiomycota; Agaricomycetes; Cantharellales; Hydnaceae
Product: Metallo-dependent hydrolase
Exons: 5
Coding region: 1-1083 (360 amino acids)
Biological process (GO): inosine biosynthetic process; adenosine catabolic process
Molecular function (GO): adenosine deaminase activity
Source: RefSeq, a predicted model, not a curated record
AUGGCAGGACUCGCAACACAAGCCUUCGAUUCUCUACCACCUCACCAGAAGAGCUUUCUUCGCUCUCUGCCAAAGGCCGAAUUGCACGCACACCUCAAUGGCUGCAUACCCCUCGAUUGUUUGAUUAAACUCGCUCUGGACGCGUCAAAGAGUGAUGGACCCCAGCCUCCCUUGGUUCGAGAGGCUCUCCAGAUUCUAAAAGCAGGUCUCAACCUGAAUCGGAUAGAGGAUGGCUUCAAGUUGUUCCCAGCCAUUUACCAUAUCACAUCGACACCAAAAGCUAUUGCGUUGGCAACAUCGGCUGUACUGGAUUUUUUCCUUGAGCCGACCUCACCAGGUGUCCCCCCUCAAUGUGUAUAUAUGGAGCUUAGAACGACACCUCGGUCGACGCCGCACAUGUCCCGGAAAGAAUAUCUCUCAGUUGUUUUAGGAGAAGUCGUAAAGCGAGGUGGCAAAGCAUCUCUGAUCGUGAGCAUUGAUCGCCGGAUGUCCCCACAGGAUGUAGCGGAGUGCAUUAGCCUUGCGAUUCACUUUCGUAAUUCUGGUCAACCUAUUGUUGGAAUCGACCUCUGUGGAAAUCCUUUGUCCGGUAAUAUGAAAGCGUUCCAUACGCUCAUGGACGCAGCUCGUGACGCCCAGCUCCCGUUGACCGCCCACAUCGCUGAGUCAGAGAGGAACACGGCGCAAGAUACCGCCGAAAUACUUUCAUGGAGCCCUAGGCGACUGGGACACGCCACAUUCUUAGAUGCUGAUGCGGUGCUUAAAGUUUCCCGGGAGAAGAUACCCAUUGAAAUAUGCCUGUCAUCGAACCUCGUUUCAAAGACAGUCGAGAGUCUUUCGGCUCAUCACCUUCGUUCUUGGUUGGAACUCGGUCACCCUGUCAUCAUUUGUACCGAUGACACCUUGCUGUUUAAGACAAACCUCGUAGCUGAAUACGCCUUGCUUCUGGCGCGGCCGCCUUUGGGACUCGGAUUCGAAGAAGAAGAGAUACGACGGAUCGCUCAGAUGGGGUUCAGAUACCGGUUCCACGAAAGUAGGAAAACGUGGAAUGCGGUGCAAAAAAUUGCGAGGUUCAAAAACUAA